AAAUUUGCUUUCAACGAACAUAAUUUUCUUUUAUAAAUUCAGAAAUUAUUAUUAUACCAUUAUUUUGGUCCAAAUUUAAUGGACAACUAUUAAAUAUUUAUUGGAAUCCAAACACUUUAAUAAUACACGAAUAAAUCACCUCAUUAAAGUAUUAAUAUGUUAUUAUCAAGUGUUUCUCGUAGAUUAAUAAAUUCUUUUAUGCUAAACAAUAUUUGCUCACAAUGUAUCCAAAAACAAUCUUUAGUCUUAACCAAACAGUUAUUCACAUACUCUUGGGUCCGUCAAAAUUCCAGCAGCAAUAAAAAAAAUGAAGAAUUUAUUAAAACUUCAUCUGAUAAGUAUAAAGUAUUUAAAGAUGAUGAAUCGAUGGUUAUUUUAGAUAUUGAAGAAGAACGUGCAUUACAUGAAGUUGAUCAUAGAGAACUGAAUCAAGAUUUUUUUGAAAAAGAUGAAUUUUCUGGUCUUAAUAUUACACGUGGUGUUUCUGGAGUGUAUGAAGUAGAAGAUUUAGUAGAAGUAUUAAAUAAAGAUAAUGCUAUAGAUAUUUUUGUAGCUUCAGUUCCACAUAAUGUAAGGUAUGUUGAUUACAUUGUUAUUGCAUCUGGAAAAUCAUCUAAACAUUUAAUGGCAAUUGCUGAAUUUGUUAUCAAAUUGUAUAAAAAGAAACGAGGGCCAAUGGAUCUUAUACCAAGAAUAUUGAACAAAAAACCAACUGACUGGAUUGCAUUAGAUUUGGGUAACAUAGCUCUACAUUUGUUAACUACAAAAUCAAGAGAAAACUUUGAUUUGGAAACGUUCUGGAGUGUAGGAGAGAAGUACGAUACUCUUAUCAACGCCCCCGAAGAUUCGCUUGUCACCCUAUUAAAUGAGAAUUCGUUCAGCUUGGAUGGACUGGAACCUCGCGUCGAUAGUUCUCAGCAAAAUAAUUGACUGUAACAAAUAAAUAAAAAAAUCGAUAGAUAGCAUCAAUUGUUUUUAUUAUAAAUUACUUGUAAAAAAAUAUAUUAAGUUUUUCAUUAUUA
Molecule: messenger RNA, 1022 nt
Organism: Daktulosphaira vitifoliae (grape phylloxera)
Lineage: Eukaryota; Metazoa; Arthropoda; Insecta; Hemiptera; Phylloxeridae
Gene: RsfS312
Product: mitochondrial assembly of ribosomal large subunit protein 1
Exons: 3
Coding region: 157-930 (257 amino acids)
Biological process (GO): negative regulation of translation; negative regulation of ribosome biogenesis
Cellular component (GO): mitochondrion
Molecular function (GO): ribosomal large subunit binding
Source: RefSeq, a predicted model, not a curated record